Portunus trituberculatus (swimming crab) is the source of this 6893-nucleotide messenger RNA. Its product is annotated as ankyrin repeat domain-containing protein 13D-like. Gene Ontology annotation, molecular function: protein binding. The transcript has 17 exons. Gene Ontology annotation, cellular component: cytoplasm. The record is from RefSeq and is a predicted model, not a curated record. The coding region runs from base 459 to 2522 and encodes 687 amino acids. NCBI's taxonomy places the organism in Eukaryota, Metazoa, Arthropoda, Malacostraca, Decapoda, Portunidae.
AUGAGCAGAGCCAGCAGACGACAGUGGCAGCCCGCCCGCCUCACCUGUCUGGGGUGCCUGUAUCACUUGUCUCACCUGUCUCCCUGCACACUAUGUCUCCUGCCGUCUGAAGAAGUGAAGCACAAAAAGCACCCCUAACCAGGCCGCUAGACAGACGUAGUGUGCAGAUUUUGCCCCGGCAUUGUGGAAUUGUCAACUUGUUAAUACGAGCGUGUUGACUAUUCUACGUGUCUGGCCAUCCCUCUCAUGUGCCGACGUGGAUGAAACCUGUGUGUGCUGUAACAGGGAAAGAUCGUCAGAAAUGGAGGAAGAGGAAGGGAAGGGAAGACCGGUAAUAAACACUGGUAUCUAGUGUGCAAUGUCUUCAUGCACAUACAGAUCUAAGGUGCUCAAGAACAGAUAUCAAGCGUAGAAAUGAGGCAUUGCAUUUCCAGUUUUCAAGAGUUGUGAAUACCAGGAUGAAUGAUUGUGGAAGUGUAGGAAGUAACAGUGCAAGUGACACAUCGCCUUCAAGUAACAGCCUUAAGCAAGAUGGAGCAAGUUCUCUUGAGGAGAAUGGAACAAGUACCAGCAGGAGUGACACAAAGAUGGAACAAGAAAUUAGCAUGGAGAAGAAGAGUGGACCUGACUCGUAUCCCCUCCACUACCUUGUGUGGCACAACAAUUACAGAAAACUGGAGAAGGAACUCACAGAAAAUAAGCAUAACAAAGAGUUGCGUGAUCCUCGUGGCCGAACACCUCUCAUGCUUGCUGUCACACUAGGGCACCUAGAGGCCUCAAGGGUAUUGCUGCGUCACCACUGUAAUGUUAAUGUAGAAAGCUCAGAUGGCUGGACAGUACUGCAGGAGGCCACAGCCACAGGAGACCCAGAACUUCUUGGGUUGGUGCUGGAGGGGCGUGACAUGCAGCGUUACUCCUCCAGGGUGGCUGGAAUCCCUACACUGCUUGCGAAGCUCAAGGAGGCUCCUGACUUCUACGUGGAGAUGAAGUGGGAAUUCACAAGUUGGGUACCACUGGUAUCCCGCAUGUGUCCAAGUGACACAUACCGCGUGUACAAGAGUGGCUCAAACGUCCGUAUUGAUACCACUCUCAUUGGAUUUGAUCAGACCAGCUGGCAGCGUGGAAAUAGGAGCUACAUCUUUAAAGGCCACCCUGAUGGUGCUACAAUGAUGGAAGUGGAUCAUGAAACUGGCCAAGUGUAUGUGGAGAACAUGCGAACACUUCCACCAGACCAGGCACAGGCGUACAUGCGGCCCCAUCCCGGCAUGCUGUCUCAGCGGCUCACCACACCCAUUGCCAUCACCUACAUUGAUACUGAGAAGAUCAGUUUUGAAAGGGAUAAAGCUGGGAUCUGGGGUUGGCGAAGUGAUAGAAGUGAAAAUGUUAAUGGCCAUGACUGUAAGGUAUUUUCUGCCACCAAUGUAGAACUUGUGACCAAGACUCGAACUGAACACUUAACUGAUGCUGACAAGGAGAAGACAUCUCCGAGGAGUCCUAUUCAAUCUUUCUUGAAUAUUGCUGAAGUAGAAGAAAAGCAAAACUCUCCUUCAUCAUCUGAGGAGAGUGAGACAGGCAAUCUUAACAAUCCUACUAACAUUACUGCGGAGGAAUACUUCAAUCCUGAGGUGGAUCUGCAAGGACGCGACAUUGGGCGACCCAAGGAAGUUUCCAAAAAAGUACAAAGUUUUAAGGCGCACUUGUGGCUGGCAGAAGAGUAUCCUCUCAAACUCCAGGACCAGGUGAUGCCCAUUGUGGACCUCAUGGCCAUCAGCUCUUCUCAUUUUGCCAAGCUAAAGCACUUCAUUCAAAUGCAGCUUCCUAGUGGAUUUCCAGUGAAGAUUGAAAUCCCACUCUUCCAUGUGUUGACAGCAAGAAUAACUUUUGGAAACAUUUUUGGUGUUGACGUUUCCAUCAACAAAGUGUCCACGGUGGCCGAGGAAGAUAGAUUGUCUUGUGUUAUUGAGGAAGAUGCAUUUGAUCCUCCAUCGAGUUAUACUGUCAUAGGUCACUCGGACCAGCAGCAUCUGCAGAUGAGCUUGGAUGAGGAUGAUGCAUUGCUCCAGUAUGCCAUUCAACAAUCCUUAGUUGAGGCUGGCACAGAACAAGACCAAGUGGACAUCUGGGAAGCACUGCAAGCUGACCAUCGCCCACCACCUGGGAAACAAGGACCCAAUUCCAAGCCAGGAUCACGUCCCAACACUCCGGCACACAUGGGACUACAGACGGUAGAGGAUGCACAGCUGCAAAGAGCCAUCGAGGAGUCAUUGGCUUUAAACACUAAGGGGGGAGGUGUUCAACCCUCCUCUCAGCCCACCACUCUGCCCCAGCUGCGCAUGGAGCCCGAGGGGGAUGUAGCUGUGCCUGGAGGUCUGGCUGUGACGCCAGGAGGCAGCAUAUUGGACUCAGAGAUGGCUAUGGCUCUAUCUCUAUCACAGCAACAUCAGGAAGAGGAGGAGGCCAGAAGGAAACAGGAAGAAGAAACUUUAAAGCGCAUUCUUGAAUUGUCCCUCACUGAGAAAUAAUGUAAAUUCUGCUCUAGAUGAGAAUAGCUAAGAAUACUGCCAUAGUACACUUUAUAUAUAAUACAGUUGUACUACUUGGUACUGAUGGGAAAUAAGAAUGUUGGGAUUCCAGGGCAAAUUAUCUGAGUCAAGAUGUGGAAGUUUAAUUUGAUAUUACGUAAAAAAAAUAAUACUCAUUGUUACAGGAUGAUGUAUUUGUUACAGAGACUAUUUUGUGAAAACUAAGAAGUUAGGUUCCAAAUUUAUUUGGUGGAAAAUAGAUGCUGUUGUAAUUUGUUGAAAGUUUUUGUUGACACCUAGUGCCUCUUCUUAGCCAUUUUGUACAUUCUAUUGAAGCAAGUGUUUUGUGUAGCAACACGUGCAGACUGCAAUGCUUUGGUCUGGCACUAUUUUGUCAGUGACAGCUAUAUCAGAUAAUACAGUAUAUUCUUUUUGAAUAUAUGAGAUCAUUAUUUGAGCAUGGUAUGUCAUCUAUAUUAAGGUGAUUAUUAUUAUUAUUACUAUUUCUAUUAUUAUUACCAUUAUCAUUAUUGUUAUUAUUAUUUUUAUUAUAGUACUAUGAUGUGAUUAUUUUAUAUUAACUUUACGUUAAUAAUUUUUUAUAAAUCCAGUUUUAGUGAUGAAUGUGAAGUGUGACUAUUCACAUGCUAUAAUAGUAAUAAUUAAGUCUGAGCUUUACUUUCAAGUCUUUCAUGGUACUUUAUAAAUACAUUGUCAGAAUAUAUAUGUAUUAAGUCAGAAUAUUAUUAAUCUCAAGAUUAAGUCUUGCAAAAUGUCAUUAUUAGUUAAUUACGGAAAUUAAUGUAUGGAAAUUGAAGUCUGUUGUAAUAGCUUUUCCUCCUUACUAAGUAUAAGAUAAUGAAAUUUUAAGGUUUGCAUUCAUGUUCAAUCUUAGAUUUUUAAAAUUUUUAUGUAUAUUAUUAUUAUUAUUAUUUUUUAUUUAUUUUAUUAUUAUUAUUAUUUAUUUAUUUUUUCUUUAUUUGUGACAAUUGACUGCUUCACUGCUGCAAGUUAAUCCACGGGUCUACCUCAAUCAAUGGAUGUUUCUGCAUGUAUUUAGAUCAAAGCAGACAACAAAGCAGCUCUAUUUCAUUUAAAUCCAGGCACAAGAUCACCCACAGACUAUGCUGCCACUAUGCAUUAAUCUAUUUCUUGACUUAAACAUUUUUACUUGAUACUUGUUGACAAUCCCUUCACAAAUAUCUACAAUCUGAAAAUGAAUAUUCAAAAGCUUAUAUGACAAAAGAGCACUCCAGUAUUAUGACAAAUUUCUUAAGUACAAAGGUCUGUGUUAAGUUCAUGUAUUUCAUUAUGUACGGCACAGAACUAAAGCCUCACAUCACUGACGGGUGACAUGAGAAUGCACCUGAUAUUGCCUCAUGGGAUGCUAAUAAGCUUCUGUAUGCAGUUUAUAUUUCAAUAUACAUCAGAAAACUAUGGAUUUUUUUCCUAACAGCAAGAAGAAAAACUGUGAAAACCUUUGCAGCAGUUAAAAUGAAAACAAGCUCACACUUCACAAACUCCAGUGUUUACAAGAACAAUAAUUGGCAUGCUUCAACAGUGGAGAGAGAGAGAGAGAGAGAGAGAGAGAGAGAGAGAGAGAGAGAGAGAGAGAGAGAGAGAGAGAGAGAGAGAGAGAGAGAGAAACUGAAUAAGGGAUUUUCAACUUGUAUCAGUGUUGUCAUUCUUCAGUGUUAUACUCAUUCCCAGCCCCAGGCCCAUAUCAACCUGUUCCUUAGUGGCUACACAAACUGGGGCUGUCAUGUUCUUUUGUAACAUGGGUUAUGACCAUAAAAAAAUUAUGAACAAAAUUCACAUGCUUUAUGAAAAAAAAAAAAAAAAAAAAAAAAAAAAAGCUAAAUUAUCAUAUUAUAUCCUUGUGCAAAUCUUAAACCAGAGCCAGCAGCAGUGAAACAUAUGUAAUGUAAGAUUAAAGGUUAUUUUGUAUUAUGCAUGCAGGUGCAGUAUAUAUUGCAAAUGUAUCGGAUACAGUGGAAAAAAAAAUGUUGGGGUAUUCUAUUAUGAGCCCUAAUGAUUGGAAUGAGAUGCCUAUGCAUGAUGUCAGCCACUGGCUACAGUAUUACAGUAAACCAGAAAUAUUUUGGUUUCUCUUUAUUAGUGAUUUAUGGAGGUGUGCAAUGUAUCUUUUGCAAAAAAAAAAAUAGUCGUCUUUAUUAUGGCUGAAAACAUUGUUGUGUUCAUGGUUCACUUAAAAGGUGAAAAAUACACUUCAGAAAGUAUUAAGCCUCAUCAAACCAUGAUGGACAUGUGUGAAUUUCCUGAAAACAGGUCAUGUUCUUCACAUAAUUGUAAACUGCAACAUUUGCAAUACAUACCUUCCUCCCUCUUCUAUAUAAGUUAAAAAUACCCAAGCAGUGGGAGAGAAUCUACAUCCAACUUACACUCAAAAUAGUGUUAUUUAGUCAGGAAGCAAGACAAUAAGCUGAACUAUAGCUAUGCUCUCCUUGGUUUCAUUGAGGACUGGUGUAAAUUUCAAAGCUCAACUUUCCAACAGUAAUAAUACAAUUUUGGCAUCUUAUUCCUAUGAAAUCUUAUGGUAGAAGACCCCAAGCCUGGGUUUCAUUAAGGCAAUGGGUGAUAAAUUUAGAUAGCACUGUCUUUUUGCAAUGUACAAGCCCCUUAAUAUGGUAUGGUACUAAUAAUCAGCAGUGCUUCCUCUAGAUUUUGCUGCAGUUCUUUCCUGAAAACAAAUGAAAUGGUGCUUGUGCCAACAUUCCCUUCUGCAACUGUACCUUUGGAUUCAAUAGUAUUAAGAAGAAUGAUGCGUAACAACUUACAAAAGAGCUGAAAGUAAGCAGGCAAGAUAUGUGCGUAGUGCAUUACAUGUCUUAAUCCAAUGUAUCAUUAUCAAAAUUCAUCAUUACAUUUAUGGAAUAAGUCAACGAAGUUACUGGCUGGGAGUGAUUAUAUAUAUAUAUAUAUAUUUUUUUUUUUCUCUCUCUUUUCUUUCAUACAGCCUAUAAGAGUAUGGAUGUGAUUAUAUUUUGUGGGAAUUGUUACAGCAACAAUUUUUGCUCAUAUGCAACAUAUUAGCUUUACUCUCAUAUAUAUACUUAUAUUAGUUUGAUCUGUUGAUACUCUGCAGGUAACCUGACUGCAUUUAUUCUGAGUUUUACUUCUUUUGAUCAGCUAUUUGUGUAAUAUGUGAUAAUGGAAUUAUUCAUUGUAACAUAAUAUUACAGGAUUUAUAUCAGGAUAUCUCAGGCACAAUAAUACUGAUGACUUUUACCAACCUCCCAACUUUCAUAUCAGAUUUUUUUUCCUAAAUAUUCAUGAAUAAAUUGAACAACUUCAGCUAAUGUAUAUUUGAUUCAAAGUAAAACUAACACCAUCAACAUAUGCUAUAAUACAAUGAAGUUCCCUAUGUAAAAGUAUAUUUUUUAUAGUGGUGUGCUAAUUGUAUAUAAAAGCAUUUACUUAUACUGUAGGCCAGAUCUAGUUAAACUCGUGAUUGUAAAGAAGCAUAAAAUGUCAGGAUGGAUCUUUAAAGAAUUUCUUUAUAUCUGUAAAGCCUAUUUUUGCUAUAACUGUCUUUUUAUGUCUAACUGUCAGGAACCCUCACUCCUAAGAGCCUUCAUGUUCCAUGUGUCCACCAUUACUAUCUGAUGCCUGGACAGCAGCAGUGUAUGUUCUAUGUAUACACACUUCAUACUGCUUUUCAUAUGUAGAAUGUAAAAGCUGAUUAGUCUAGCAUAUGUACUUAACUAAAAUGUGAGGAAGCUGAUAAUGAGAGAAUGGUGGAGAAGGUUGUGAUAUGUGAUAUGUUUGGUAAGAUAGUCAACUUUAAUGAGAAGACUAGUCUAUAUUAUGACAAUAUGAAGCAUGAACUCUGACUAAAGGUAAAUGUUUUGGAGGGAGCAAAAUAUAGGAACUACUAGGCACAACAAACAUUUUGUUGUUGCUGCUUUUGUGACAAUAUAAAGCAUGAUCUGUGACUAAAGGUUAAUAUUUUUGGAGGGAGCAAAAGCUAGAACUUGCAAAAACAACAUAAUUUGUUGUUGCAUUACGGUAAUUUCAUUAUGAAAGUACUGUAAGUCAGUCAGAGACUGUUUAUAUCUAUAGCAAUGAUCUUAUAGAUUUACAUAGGCUAUUAAUGCCACCUCUAGUUAAAUGAACUGAACUUUUCAGAGGAACUAACACCUUGCAUUACUUUUAUGAGCCUUCCAGUGCUGAACUUUUCAUGUACUGUGAUAUGUGAAGAGUCGAGAUAUCAGUACUUCCAAGAGCCAUAUCUUACAGUUAGAAAUGUGUGUGAAAGUUGUGAGGAAAAUACGAAUGUGUGGGAUUUAGAGAUUACUGCAGUUGCCUUGAAAUAAAACAAUUACUGCCAAAUAAAAUCCAUCUUCUUUA